Molecule: messenger RNA, 6393 nt
Organism: Aphanomyces astaci
Lineage: Eukaryota; Oomycota; Saprolegniomycetes; Saprolegniales; Verrucalvaceae
Exons: 10
Coding region: 26-5908 (1960 amino acids)
Cellular component (GO): nucleus
Molecular function (GO): nucleic acid binding; ATP binding; ATP hydrolysis activity
Source: RefSeq, a predicted model, not a curated record
UUGAAUUUGGAUCAUCGACGACAGCAUGGGAUUUGCCCUCGACUUGAUUGAAGAUGCCUUCGGAAGCAUUGCUCCAUCGACAACGCCUAAGAAGCGACCGCUGAACAUUCGUCCGUCGAAGAAUGCACUCUUCCACUUCGACAUGGUCCGUCCCUUCGUGUACUCGCAGGAAGAACCGCCCGCGGCGUCCUUUCUUCGGUACGACUUGGUCGCAUCCAAUGGAAACGAGAAAAUCGCAGCGCCUGUCGUCAAGACCGUGAGUCCCGAGUGGCUUGUCAGUGUCUGCGAACAGCACACGUUGCUGCAUGACUCGCCCAUUCCAGGCUCGGAAUUGGCGUCGUCUAUCGUGGAAUCGCUCAAGAAGGACGACGCCGAAUCAAUGUUGUUCAACCUGUUGGGCUUUGACGGCAUCGAACUCAUCCAAGAGAUCUUGUCUGCUCGCGCGUCCAUUCAAGCAUUCACGACACGACAACUCACCCGCGCCGCGGCCGUGGCAUCCGCGACGACUCCUCCUCGAUCCCCGUCGAACAAGGCUAAGAAGGCAUCAUCCGUGAGCAUCUCAAGCGAAUUGGACCAAUACGUGUCCAAGCACCAGCGGAAAGAAGCCCGUCGGAACCAGCGCCGCCAAGGGGAUGUUGCGGCAGACGACGAGCAGAAUUGGCUGGAGGCCGCGGGGUACGACAUGGACGUCAUCCAAGCCCUGCGAGAGAGCAACAUCGACCGCAAGGCCAACACGUCCACAUCCCUUUUAAAGGAGCAGUUCGGCAACAUGGAGUACGACACGAGCAUGAUCAUGUCGGGGUUGCCGGCGGGCGCGGUCAAGACGGUCGAAAAGGGCUACGAAAAGGUAUUUAUUCCUGCCAAAGUUCAAAAGGCGCUGGCGCAAGACGAGCUCGUGCCCAUCUCGCGCAUGGAUCCGUUCACGUACAGCGUGUUUGAAGGCAUCACGCACUUCAAUCGGCUCCAGUCCAAGUUGUUCGAGGCAGCGUACACGUCCAACCAAAACCUGCUCGUGUGUGCGCCCACGGGGGCGGGCAAAACCAACGUCGCGAUGAUGACCAUCCUGCGGGAAGUCAAGGCCCAGCGGAACCCGACCAGCGGCCGCGUGGACGCCGGCACGAUGAAGAUCAUCUACGUGGCGCCCAUGAAAGCGCUGGCGCAGGAAGUGGUCACGCGCUUCUCGAAACGGCUGCGGUCGCUGCACAUCAAAGUGGCCGAGUUGACAGGAGACAUGCAAAUGACCAAGGCGCAGAUCGACGAAACGCACGUGAUUGUUACCACGCCUGAAAAGUGGGACGUCAUCACACGCAAGACGCACGAGCAGGCGCUGUUGACCCAGGUCAAGCUCCUCAUCAUCGACGAAGUCCACUUGCUCGCCGACGAGCGCGGGCCUGUGAUUGAAACCAUCGUCGCGCGUACCUUGCGCCGCGUCGAGUCGACGCAAACGAUGAUCCGAAUCGUGGGUCUGUCGGCCACUUUGCCCAACUACAAGGACGUGGCCGAGUUUUUGCGCGUGUCGUUUCCCCCGCAUGAACCGAGCGGCGGCGGUUUGUUCUACUUUGACGCGUCAUACCGUCCCGUGCCGCUGGAGCAGACGUUUGUGGGCAUCACCGACAAGGGCCGAACCAAGCAGAUGGCGGCGAUGAACUUGCUCGCGUACGAAUACGCGAUCGACAACAUCACCCGUGGCCACCAAGUGAUGAUCUUUGUCCACUCGCGCAAAGAAACGGCGCUCACGAUUCGCGCGGUGCUGGAUUUGGCGGCCAAGCACGGCACGAUCGACAUGUUCGCGCCCGCCGACGCCCCAAUAAACGAGUCCACGGCCAAUACCCUCGACAUGCACCUAACCAAGAGCCGCAACGCCGAUGUCAAGGAGUUUGCACCGAGUGGGUGCGGCAUCCACCACGCCGGCAUGCUCCGCAGCGACCGCAACCUGACCGAACAACUGUUUGAAAACGGACAGAUCAAACUGCUGUGCUGCACGGCCACGCUGGCGUGGGGCGUCAACCUGCCGGCGCACGCGGUGCUCAUCAAAGGCACGCAGAUUUACAACGCCGAAAAGGGGUGCAUGGUGCCGCUGAGCAUGUUAGACGUGAUGCAGAUCUUUGGGCGCGCGGGGCGGCCGCAGUACGACACGUCGGGCGAGGCCACGAUUGUCACCACGCACGACCAGCUGGACCAUUACCUUCGUGCGUUGGCAAACCAAGCGCCGAUUGAAUCGGCGUUGAUCAAGACAUUGCCAGACCAUUUGAACGCUGAAAUCGUGUCGGGCACCGUGGCCAACCUGCCCGAAGCGCUCGCGUGGCUCAGUUAUACGUACUUGUUUGUGCGAAUGAUGAAGAACCCCAUGGCGUACGGAAUGUCGUACGACGAGAGAGCGAACGACCCGAUGCUCGUGAACAAGCGGACCGAGUUGCUCAAGCAGGCCAUUCAGACCCUCGAAGACGCGCGCAUGAUUAAGUUUGACCACCGGCGAGGCGACUUUGCAGUGACCAACUUGGGCCGCGUGGCCAGCCACUAUUACAUUACCCAUGGCACGAUUGAAACGUUCAAUGAAAUGCUCAACCAGCACAUGGAAGACGAAGACGUGCUGCACGUGAUUUGCUCGUCUGCGGAAUUUGAACAAGUGCAAGUGCGGGAAGACGAGACCGUCGAGUUGGAACGAGUCAAGAAAUCGUGCAAAUUGCCCAUCAAGGGCGAAAACGCAUCGUCGGGCAAGGCCAACAUCUUGUUGCAAGCGUACAUCUCCAACACGUCGUCGAGAUUGACGAAUUUCACGCUCAUUUCCGACACGAAUUACGUGGCUCAGAACGGAUCCCGCGUCACGCGAGCGUUGUUUGACAUUUGCUUGAAAAAGGGGUGGCCCGUCGCUGCGGAAAAGGUGCUCAACGUGGCCAAGUCGAUCGACCACCGCAUGUGGUGGACGCAGUCGCCGCUUCGGCGGUUCCUGCACGUGCUGCCAUUCGACGCGGUCGCGCGGCUCGAGGAGCGCUACGACAUUGACACGCUCUUCACGCUCAGCGUCGACGAGAUCGGCGUCGCGGUGCACAGCCCCCGUGUGGCCGAAAAGAUUGUGCAACAUAUGAAGUACCUUCCGUACUUGUUGGUGGACGUGCAUGUACAGCCGCUCACGCAAGGCAUUCUCAAAGUCUCGGUGGACGUGCGGUGCGAUUUUGAAUGGAACGACCUGUACCAUGGGUCGGUGGAAGCGUGGUGGAUGUGGGUCGAAGACGAUCACGCCAUGUACCACGCAGAACACGUGCUCAUCCACAAGGCGCAGCGCCUCGACGUGAUCCAGUGCACGUUUCACGUCCCCGUCUUCCAACGCACCACGCCCGACUACACGCUGCGCCUGCUCUCGGAUCGGUGGGUCGGCGUCGACAGCUGCCAUCCCGUGGACAUUCCCCUAGUGUCAGAGGACACGCCGCCCGAGCCCGUCUACUACACGCCGUUGCUCCGCCUGCAUCCGUUGCCCGUGUCGGCGUUGCACCAGCCCGCGUUUGAAGACUUGUACUCGUUUCAGUUUUUCAACCCGAUCCAGACCCAGUUGUUCCACACCAUGUACCACACGGACGGAAACGUCCUCGUGGGCGCCCCCACCGGCAGCGGCAAGACCAUCGUCGCAGAGUUGGCCAUGCUUCGUCUGUGGAAUGUUCAAGAACGACACAACAUCGUCGUGUACGUGGCGCCGCUCAAGGCGCUGGCUCACGAACGGGUCAAGGACUGGACGCGCAAGUUUGAGCGCACAAUGGGCAAGCGGGUGGUGGAGCUCACGGGGGACACGACCGUGGAGGCGCGCGUGUUGAAGCAAGCGUCGAUCAUCGUCACAACGCCGGAAAAGUGGGACCUCGUCACACGGACCAUCCAUGCGACAUCGUUUGUGCACAUGGUGCGCUUGGUCUUGCUGGACGAAGUGCACUUGCUCGGCGAAGAUCGCGGCCCGGUGCUGGAAGCCAUCGUGUCGCGCAUGCGGAUGCUUCGCCACGCCAUUCGCCUCGUGGGGCUGAGUACGGCGCUGGCGAACGCCGUGGACGUGGGCAAGUGGAUGGGCAUUGCCGACCCCGCCCACGGCAUCUUUAACUUUCGCGCGUCCGUGCGCCCGAUCGCUAUGGACGUGCAUAUCCAGGGGUUCGCGGGGCGGCACUACGUCCCCCGCAUGGCCGCCAUGAACAAGCCCACAUACCACGCGAUCCAGUCGCACUCUCCCACCAAACCCGUGCUUGUGUUUGUGUCGUCGCGGAGCCAAACGCGGCUCUCGGCCAUGGCGCUCAUCUCGUUGGCGGCGUUGGCAGGGUCCCAAAAGCAAUUUCUGUGGGAGGAUGAAGACAUUAUGGCCACGUGGGUCGACCAAGUGCGAGAUCCGGGGCUCAAGGACACGCUCGUGUUUGGGAUUGGGCUGCAUCAUGCUGGGCUGGGCUCGCGCGACCGCGAGAUUGUCGAGGAACUGUUCUUGAACAACAAGAUCCAAGUAGUCAUUUGCACGUCGACGUUGGCGUGGGGGGUGAACUUGCCGGCGCACUUGGUCGUGGUCAAAGGCACCGAGUACUACGACCCUAAGCAAGGCCGGUACGCCGACUUUCCCAUGACCGACAUUUUGCAAAUGAUUGGUCGGGCCGGACGGCCGCAAUUCGACACGAGCGGCGUCGCGUGUGUGCUGGUGCAAGACGUCAAGCAAAACUUCAUCAAGCGCUUCAUCUACGAGCCACUGCCCGUGGAAUCGUCUCUUCAUUUGCAUCUGGACAAUACUCUCAACGCGGAAAUCGCCAACGGCACCGUCCAGUCGGUGGGUGAUGCCGUCAAGUAUUUGUCGUGGACGUUUUUGUUUCAGCGGGUGCAAAAGAACCCGGCGUACUACCGCAUCGACACGACAGUGGAAGACUUUUUCAAGAAAUUGGUAUCGGCCAUCUUGACUCGCCUCGUGCAAACUCGAUGCUGUACCCUUGCCAAGGGCGUGGUGCAGCCUACGGCGCUGGGUAAAAUCGCCAGCGCGCAGUACUUGGAGUGCCGGUCCGUGCAGCACUUGCACGAGUCGCUGGAAGCGUUGCCAGGGGACGCCGACGGCGACUCGACGACGAUCUCGUUGGUUCGCAUCGUGUGCGGGUGCGUCGAGUUUGCCCAGUUGCCGAUUCGGCCGCAGGAAGAGCGCGUGGUUGGGUCGUUGGCAGGGCAAUGCCGGUACCAAGAACGGUCGUGGAAGUGGGACACGCACAGCUCCCAGUUGAAGUGUCUGCUGCUCCUUCAAUUGCACUUGGGCCAAGUGCCGCUGCCGUCGAGCGACUUUUGGAACGAUUUGCGGCUCGUACUGGACCACCUGCCUCGCGUCCUUGGCGCCAUGAUGGAUCUCGCGGCUCUCCUCGGCCGUCCGUCCCUCGUCUUAGUGAUCAACCAACUUGGCCAAGGGAUUUUGUACGGCUACUGGCCGCAUGCGCAGAGCUGGUGGCAGUUGCCGCACGUGACGUCGGAUGAAUUGGCACUAUUCCCUCGCGAGUUUGACGGGUCAGUCGCCCAAGUCAAGCAAGCACUGCCACGCCGACUCUCGGACAAGCAACGCCAAGAGAUUCUGGCUAUCGUUGAGAAAAUGCCCCAGUUGUCGUACACGACGACGACGACGCAUGACACGAGCAUCCAUGUGCACAUUCAAGUGCACAAUGCCAAACUGCAGUCCAUCCUCUCGAAUCGGUGGACGAAACCGCGACCGCACAUGUUGUACGUGUUGGUCGUGGACGAUCACGACCAGUUAGUCACGAUGGUGCACUUGCCCUAUCGCAAAACCAUCUCCCGCACGAUCCCGUUGCCAAAGGCGGCAAUGACUGCGGGAACCAACAACUAUACGAUUCGCAUCGUGUCCAACUGCAGCAUGGUGCACAUUGUCAAGAGCCCAUCGACUGACGAAUCCUCCAUAUACUAACAGUAAUAUGGGUGUUUAACUAAUUCAACACAAGACACCGAAAGCGCCGGUGCAGGUCGCUGUUGAGGCUGUCGUUGCGCUUCGUAAGGUCGUUCAUGUACACGCUGUACUCUUGCACGGACGCGCUUCGCGUCGAGCGAAGGCACGUCUGUGAGUACCCCCGGAUGCAUGUGGUGGGGUACUUGUCCUGGGGGUGCGACAUGUCUUCGACCACCACCCACGACACCAUGUGGUCUUUGAACGGGUUUUGCUGGGGACACAGGGCGUCGUGGAGAACGUUGCGGCUCUGCAGCACUUGGCGGCCGGGCUCGACGUAGCGCUUGGCAAUGUAAUGGUGAGGAGUGUCCGUCGGCACUGAGUCGUUGUGUUGCAGCGCUUGGAUAAAGCACGCAUCGUCGUCGAGCAUUUCCACCUAAUAUAGAUAUUGACCAUAUGGGGUUACGUUGUUGAUGAUGGAGGCUGCGAUGACACGAUAUGGGGGGGGU